AGGCAGGAGCAGACUGUCCCUCCUCGCAGCUCCCCGAUCCCGGGGUUUGGUGACGGACCGGGCAGGGCGGACUUGGUUCCUCCAGGCUGCACUGACGCUGCCCCGCCGGCCGCCCAUGGACUCUUCUGGAGGCAGGAGGCAGCAGGCAGCGGGGCCCAGGGAGAGGAGGGCUCACAGACCCCGGGAGCAGGAUGCGAACGUGCGAUUGUCCAAAGCCCUGUCCUACGCCCUGCGCCACGGCGCUCUGAAGUUGGGGCUUCCCAUGGGGGCCGACGGCUUUGUGCCCCUGAGCGCCCUCCUGCAGCUGCCUCAGUUCCGAGGCUUCUCUGAGGAAGACGUGCGGCGCGUGGUGGACACCAAUGAGAAGCAGCGGUUCGCCCUUCAGCCAGGGGACCCCGGUACUGGCCCCCUCAUCCGGGCCAAUCAGGGCCACUCCCUACAGGUGCCUGAGCUGGAGCUGACACCCCUGGAGACGCCGGAGGCCCUGCCCCCCGUGCUGGUGCAUGGCACCUUCUGGCGCCACUGGCCUUCCAUUCUGCGCAGCGGCCUGUCGUGCUGUGGGCGGACUCACAUCCACCUGGCGCCAGGCCUGCCUGGGGACCCCAAGGUCACCAGCGGUCUGCGGGCAAACUGCGAAGUGGCUGUGUUCAUUCAUGGAUCCCUGGCCCUGGCAGAUGGAAUCCCCUUCUUCCGCUCCGCCAAUGGGGUGAUCCUGACUCCAGGCAAUGCUGAGGGCUUCCUGCCUCCCAAGUACUUCAAGGAGGCCCUGCAGCUCCGGCCCAGCCGAAAGCCACUCUCCUUGUCUGGUGAUGUAGAGACUGAGCGUCAGAAUGGCUCCCAGCACUGGUCCAGAGGAAGAACAGUCCCCCAAUAAAAUAUUUAUUUAAAAGAUAAAGGUAUAAGAUUAACAAAAGAGAAACUUCAGUUUGUACCAUGA
Molecule: messenger RNA, 937 nt
Organism: Sorex fumeus (smoky shrew)
Lineage: Eukaryota; Metazoa; Chordata; Mammalia; Eulipotyphla; Soricidae
Gene: TRPT1
Product: tRNA phosphotransferase 1
Exons: 7
Coding region: 116-874 (252 amino acids)
Biological process (GO): tRNA splicing, via endonucleolytic cleavage and ligation
Molecular function (GO): tRNA 2'-phosphotransferase activity
Source: RefSeq, a predicted model, not a curated record